GUUCAGUGAAGCCCAAGCAAAGCCCAUGGCGAUCUGCUACUAUUGCAAAGAUAUUUAAACUUGGGGUUUGUAUGGUGGACAACUCGGCGUGAGUUGCGUUCUAGGCCAGCCUCUCUCAUCUCGUCCUAGCGCUCACUCAGAUCACAACUGAAUGCAGAAACAACGGCUUCGACGUAGCAUCAGCGCCCGUGAAAGGCCGCCUAUGAUUGACGUUAGGGUCGCGUCGCCGUUCCUGGCUGUAUCGAAAUCGUCUCGAUCGGCCAAGGCGUUGGUGCAGCAUGCCCAGGCUCUCCAGAGAGUAUCCCAGGACAGCGACGCACGACACGAAUCCACGGAUGGCGGCGCUGCAUACAUCAGUCAGAAUCCGGUGCCACCGCCAGAACAGCCAGCUGGAGCCAUGGUCGACUUGGUCGUAGAUGAAAUUUGCUCGACGGAAGCCACGUACGUGAAAAACCUCGGCAUACUCGUCGAGUCGUUCGUGAAGCCACUACAAGACGACAAACACGAUAUGAUGGCCAACACGGCCGUGGCCGUCUUCUUCAGCACCCUCGAAGAACUCGUGAAACUCAACUCGACAUUUCUGGAAGAGCUCAUGCAAGUGACGAUCCAGGAAGAGCCAGGCCACGACGCCACCGAGCGCAUUGGCGUACUCUUCAACCAGUUCAUUCCGCUCUUCACGUCGUUCUACUCGGACUACGCCAAGUUCUUUGACGACUUCACGCCGCUGUUGCGCGAUUUCAAGACCCAGUCCAAGCGCCUCUCGACCUUUCUCGACCAAUGCCAGCGAAAGUGCAACUCGAGUCAAUCGUUUGAGAGCUUGCUCAUUUUGCCAAUCCAGCGGAUCCCGCGGUACAAUCUGCUGCUCAAGCGAGUUGUCGAACACACGCAAAGUGGCCAUCCGUACCUGGCCUCCCUUCGACAGACUGUGCAUGCGAUGGGGGAAGCGGCGCAGCGCAUGGACGAAACAUUGCGACAGAAGGAGCAGACGGAGAUCGUGCUCUCGAUCCAAGCCCAAUUCGCAGGCCAAGUGUCGUUGUUUGCACUCAACCGGCGCUUUGUGCGGUCUGGAAUGCUCGUCAAGAUGUCCACCAAGCGCAAAGACAAGGUCAUGGUCCACAUGUUCAAUGACAUGCUCCUGUACAGCGACGUGGUGUCGGCUGACACUUUCCACGCGCGCCGCGUGGUGGACUUCCGCUCCAGCGCAUGUCGGGUGGAUGAGACGGUUCCGUCGUCGUAUGUGAACCUGUUUGGCGCGGAUGCCCUCGAGUGUGGCUUCAUGAUGAUCAGCGCGGAAAAGUCUUUUGUGUUGUUUGCGGCAACGGUGCAGGACAAGCAGGCGUGGGUGUCUGCCAUCGGCAGUCUGAUCGCACACACCCAAGCCACGACGACGUCGCCAGCCGUGGACAACGCCGCAGCGGUCGUGUGGAUCCCGGACAGUGUCGCAGAAGAAUGCAGUCAGUGCGGGAAGCCGUUCCGACUGCUCUGGCGCCGCCACCAUUGCCGACGAUGUGGGUUUGUCGUGUGUGGCCACUGUUCCGAACAUCGAUCCAUCUUGUUUGACAACGACCCGCGACCGGUGCGGGUGUGCACAACCUGCCACAACGUACUGACCAAAGUGAAAGAGUGCGCUCUGUUGUGGCUCGGGUGCGUGAUCGAGUUCAAGAAGCGAAAGCUCCUGCGUCGAGACCGCAAGAACAAGUGGAGCGACUACGAGUUUGAUAUUAAGGGCGGGAUCUUACGGCAGUACCACGGCGGGAUGGUCGUGAAGACGCUCAACUUGUCAGGGGCGAUUGUCGUGCGUCGUCGAGACCAACGGUCGCUGUACUGCUUUCAGAUCUCCACCACGUUUGAUGUAAUCACGACCAACGUACCACCACCUCCCGCUUCGUCGGGCUUCAAGAUGUCCCCGCUCAAGCCGAAACGAUUCGACAAAGCCGGCAUGGGUACUAGUACUAGUACUACUAGUACUAGUACUAGUAGCCGUUGGGAUGACCAAGAGUGGCUACUGUGUGCGUACUCGAACGACGAGCUCGUCGAGUGGACCCAUGCGAUUGAAGAGUCGGCCAACAAGGCGUUGAAACGGACGUCGACGGUCCGGAGUCGAUCGGUGGAUGGCGACGAUCCGGACGCGGGACGGGGCUUGGAGCACCAGAGUGGCAGCAUCGACUUGGACCAACUCGACUAUUUAGUGUACGAUGACGAAAAAGCCGAGCGGUACCGACACCAAAUUCUCACGGAAAUCGUCCGCUCGGAGCAGAGUUACGUCGAGUGCCUGGGCACGUGCAUUCGCAUGUUUGUGCAGCCGCUGAUGCUGCGGGAAGUGGAGCGGAAGCGCAGCGUCGAGCACAACAGCAAACUCAGUCUGCAGCGCCGAUUCUCUCAAAUGUCAUUGAAAAAGCACGAGCAAAUCAAGAAAACGUUCACGCUCAUGGGGCUCAAUCGACGCGCGAACGUCCCCAAUGGACUCUUGAGCACGGUGAUCCAGGACAGCUGCACCAAGAAGACCCUGCUGGACGCCGACAUGUCGAUCUUUUUCACGAGUAUGGGCCAAAUUUACACGCUGAACCAGCAAUUUCUGGAGCAUUUAACACGCCACUUGAAGGAGACUGAAAUUGGAGGCACCACGACCAUCCAUCGAGUGGGCGCCAUCUUCAAUGCGUACGCGCCUCUGUUUCAAAUGUACUCUUCGUAUGCGCGAUACCACGAGACAGCGUUGGCUGCGAUAGAGUCGGAACGGUUCAUGGUCAUGCUGUCUGAGAUCCAAAUGCCGAUGGACGAAACGACAAUGCACCAAUUGCGCACGUUCCUCAACAUGCCCAUCGAGCGUAUCCCACAGUACAGUUUGUACCUGCAUGACCUGAAGCGAUGGACCACCGACGGACACAUGGACCAUGCGCCGCUGCUGUCGUCCAUCACGGCUGUGAAUCGGGUCGUGCUCAUGCUCCAGGACACGAUCGACGCCCGCGACAGUUUGCGAAAUCUGCGGCAAGUGGAGCUCAAGUACGGCUUACCGCCAGACAAAGACCGGCAGUUCGUCAAGGAAGGGCGGCUGCAAAAGGUGUGCCGCCACGCCGUCAAGGUGUACCACGUCGUGCUCUUCAACAACGCUCUGUUGUACGCUCCGACGGGGUGGAAGGCCAUGUAUGUGCGAAAGCACAAGAUCAUCGACUUGAAGGGAUGCUCGGUCUCGGCUGUGGACUCGCUCACCGACAGCGUCCGGAACGCUUUGUCCCCGAAUAUCACCCACAACAACGCACUUCAGUUUCUGUCGAGUCAAAAGUCGUUUUUGCUGAUUGCAGACUCGCCCACCGACCAAAUCGAAUGGCUGGCCGCCAUACAUGACGCGAUCGUUCGCGUGGAAAUGUCGGCGCGGCUGUCGAUUUCGUCCGUGGACGACGAGGACGCGCACAAUAAUGACGCCGAGUUUGUCAUCAAGUCGGGCUGGCUGCCCGUGAAACGAGGCCACAAGUGGAAGCGGAUGUGGGUAACGGUCGACUACCAGCACGUGUCACUGGCCACGUCCUUCCAAGCCCCCCCCGACGUGCAGCUCCUGAUUGCAGGUUGCGAUGUUGAAUACAUCGCUGACAGCGCCAGCUGCUUUCAAGUGACUGGUGAAGACAUGCUCGAGGACAAUGACGUCGGGGCUUUGACCAAAGAGUUUACGCUGGAUGCGCUGCACGAUCGCGAUGAAUGGAUCCGCGCCAUCGAUCAUUGCGUUCGAUGCAUGCAUUCUGGGGGAGACAUGAUGUCUACCUCGGCUGUGUCCGAGCCCAACUCUGGCUACGCGCCAAUUUACAUGUUUGGCGCUGCCAAGGUUGGACGCGUGAAUAUCCAUAGCUCACACUCGUGAAUACUAACCUUGCGUAUUAACUCUGCUGUAUAGAAUUGCACGCUUUGUUUCGAAAAGUUUGCCCUCAUCCGCACAAGACACCACUGCAAGCGGUGUGGGAAUCAGGUGUGCGGUAAAUGCUCCAAAUCCAAGAUGGUCCUGGCCACAGGCAGCACCAAGCCCGAACGCGUGUGCGACAAGUGCAUGAACGUCCAACGAAACUGCGUGCUGCCCCCAAACUUGUAGCCACGAGAAAAAGAGUAUAAACACGUCAAUAUUAGAUAGAUAUACUGUAUGUAUGUAGUUCUGUACUAGUAGCUAUAAUUGGGGGGGCCCGUGGCAAGGGCAUUUUGCGCAGCGACGCGGACAUAGAACGGCGUGCCGGCUUCGACAUCUUGGACUACAUACGCGCGCAUCGCAUAGCGGUACACAGGCAGCGCUUGGCCUGAAAAGGAAGGGCAGAGUUGGCCUGGGCCGACCGUGAUCGACGACGCAGUGAUGGCUUGGACGGUGUACACGCACUUGGUUUGGCCAAUGGAAAACACAUCCCCGACAAACAACGAGGCCGACAUGUCCGUGGUGACGGCCACGGUGGUCCCCGUGAGGGCUUGGGCGCAGGAUACGCAGAACGGUUUGAGCGAGUUCGUCCCAGGGAGGACGUUCAGGGCGAGCGCCGCCGAUUUCGCCGAUGAGUCGGAUGUCGUCUUGCGGCCAACAGGUCGUAAAUACAGCGCGUUGCACUCGUUGUCGGUGGAUGUUUGCCGCCCGACGCCUUGAAUCUCGUCCAAUCCAGGACCAAAUGUCUUGGUCGUGACGGUCAGGGUUCCCGUGGCAAAGCUGUUGCAGCCGGCAACGAGGGAUGCCACCAUGGUGGGUACGUCCCCCAGCGGCGCCGCGGUCAAAGGCGCGUAAAACGUAACUUCGUACAUGUGGCCAUAGUCCCAGGCAGCAGAAUCGUCACCGUGCUGGACGACCGUGACGGCGCCGUACCCCGCCACACCCCGGAUAAGCGUUUGCAGGUUGGCGGCGGUGAUGCCCCAGUUAACACAACCGACUGUGGUGGUGCCAAUGGCCAGUUGGAACUGCUGGGUUCCCACUAGAGGGGGCACCCCUUGCACGGAAAGGUACUGGACUUCGGCGUUGUCCCCACAGCGACUGCGGAACGUGCGCGUGUUGUCCCAUUCGACGACGUAGCUGGCUACAUUGGAGCCUCCGUAGCUCACUGGUUCUUCCCACACUACGCCAAACGACGUGGCCGUUUGAGGGACGACUUGCACGGACGCAGGCGCCAUGGGCCCCUUUGGCACUGGGAUGUAUGUGGAGAGAGCAGGCUGGAAAGUCCCGUAGCCAACGUUGUUGUAAGCUGCCACCCGAACGUUGUACGCGACGGAGGGAGUCAGCCCCGAGAUCAAGUACGACCGGGGAGCCUUCCCUAUCCGGUGGUGGAACCGCCCCUUGGUGGUUUCAGCUAUAGCGACGGUCACAGUCACACCCACGUCCGCGCCGGACGCCGUGAGAAGCGGGACGUCGCCCAUUUCCGAAUUGAAUUGGACGGUCACAGGUAGGGGGGUUGCAGCGUCGCAGACGCUAACUUGGCCGAUACUGAAUCCGACGGUCGUUUUUACAUACGGAAGGCUGGCUAGGGCGGCGGUGACUUGAGCCAGCGUUGCGGUGGACGAGAUGGGGGAAGUCACGUAGCCCAUAUAGUUUAAUUGAAACAUGUGGCCCGCGCCGGCCGUGCACAGGAGCGUUUGCACUUCGGGGAGAGACCCCGUCACAGCCGUAGGUGAAAUGGUUUCGCCUCCAUUCACAGUGUAUCGUUCGCAAUUCGUCCGCGCAAUAUCCGAACAGACGAGGAGGUUGUUGCCCAGGACGGAUAGCCGAUGUCCAAUUUGAUUCUGUAGCAACGACGCAUACUGCGUGAAUUGGUUUCCAGCGUACAUGACUUGCGCAAAAGUCACGAGCCACGUGUAUCCCUAGAAUCCCAUGGGUUUAGUACACUUAUAAACACAAGCGACGACUUACGUUAGGACCCAAUUCCCGCGUGACGAGCACGGCAUCGAUGGUGCACAGUGCCUGCAACACUUGUUGCAGCUUGACAGCGGAAAUGUCAAAUGGCAGCUCGUCCGUUACUUGGUUGUCAAACAUGAGCUGGAACGUGCCGUCCAAGUACGGGAAUCCGCCGACCGACGGGGCCGACACGGAGAUGACUUCGACGUCGUUCACGCCGUCGGAAAAGUCUGCGUUCUUGACGAUUUGGUUCCACUUGGCAGCUCCGGUGUACCAUUCGACGUUGAACUCGGUCACAUUUUGCCCGCCGUUUUCCAAGGGAUCUUGCCAUUGGACCAGCAGCUGCGUGUCUGAGACGACGUCCACUCGAAGCGCCGACACCACACCCGGGACGUGGUUGGUUGCUUGUACCGACGUGGGGGUGGACACCGCCUUGACCCCGUACCCUGCGACGUUGUGGGCGGCCACUCGGGCGUACACGCUCUGUGCGUUGUUGAGCACGUUCAGUUUGACAAUGUUCACACGGGUGACAGUCGCGAGCGGCGCCAGUGCCGCACGUAGCUUGUAGUCGUUUGCGUUGAACGUUAGGAGGUUCACUGGCACACCGCGACUGAACGUGACGAACCAAUUGAAGCCGUUCUUGGCCACCCUGCGCACGACAUCGACCUUGCACGACAGGGACAACUGCUCGAUCGCAGCUUUCACAUCUUCGGCGGUCGCAGUCACGGGGAUAUCGCUGGUUUUUUCAAGGCGAUACGCGUUCACGUAGGCAUUUUGAACUUUGGUGACCACGGCUGCCGCGGGAGUUGCCCCGGUAAAUGCCCCACAACCAUUCGAUCCUUGGUCCACGACUUGCAUGGUCGGCAGCUUUCCGCGAACGCGGAACCCCGUAAAUGUGAUCGAGUACACGGCUAUGGUCGGGUUUAGGUACAGUUUGCGACUCACUUGCACUUGAUCGAUGGAUGGGAGGGUCUCCAGCUCGGCUUUGAGCGCCGCGCUGUCGGCCGCGUCGGCGAGUGCCGUCACCCCCGACGCCCACAACAAGCAACCGUAUUGGGCAUUGAC
Molecule: messenger RNA, 6904 nt
Organism: Aphanomyces astaci
Lineage: Eukaryota; Oomycota; Saprolegniomycetes; Saprolegniales; Verrucalvaceae
Exons: 21
Coding region: 152-3850 (1232 amino acids)
Molecular function (GO): metal ion binding; guanyl-nucleotide exchange factor activity
Source: RefSeq, a predicted model, not a curated record